Molecule: messenger RNA, 654 nt
Organism: Hibiscus syriacus
Lineage: Eukaryota; Viridiplantae; Streptophyta; Magnoliopsida; Malvales; Malvaceae
Exons: 4
Coding region: 244-639 (131 amino acids)
Molecular function (GO): fatty acyl-CoA hydrolase activity
Source: RefSeq, a predicted model, not a curated record
UCCCCUUUUCUUUCUUUCUUUUCUUAUUUUCUAAAAAGACAAAAACCUAUCACUUCUCUUAACGGAUCGCCAGCGCCGGUUCUGACGCUGUCUCUUUCUCCAGUCAACUCGAGCACCCAUACCUUCCCUCGUCGUCCCUUUCUUCCUACGUUUUCGUUCUUUUCCGAAAAUCCUACGACACCCCGUUGCAAAAGGAGCAAAAGAUAAUUAGAAAUUGCAGAAUCGGAGAGAAAAUUCAAAGAAAUGGAAGCUGAUUCCUUGCAAACAUCCCUGACAUGGCUUCACGGUGUUCUACAAGGUAAAAUAGGUCAUGGAUUGGAUACCAGGGUCCUUGAAGGGCUGCGCGUUGUCCAUGCUGAAAAGAGUUUUAUGCGAUUUGAUUUAGUCGUUCCAAAUGGUGUCUCAGAUGUUGAUGGAAAUUGGCAUGUUGGAGCUUUAGCGUCGUUGCUCGACCUGCUCGGAGGCGUUGCCAUUUUCUCGGUUGCCAAUCGUAUAAUCAGUUCAGUCGAUUUCAACGUUUCGUAUUAUCGAACAGCUAAGAUUCAAAAACAUGUAGAGAUAGAAUCAAAGGUUACUGCAAACAGAGGAAAACUUUGGUUGAAGUUAAGAGAAAAGGAAACGGACAGGUAUUUGCUGUAGGAAAACAAUGGAUGG